AUGAAGACAAUUGUUAUGACUUUGGCUUUCUUUAUGAUCACAGGAACUCAAGGUGCAGUCCUGUGGCAAGAUGAGCCUCAAACUCGUCUGAAUGAGUUGAAAAAUACUCUUCAGGGCUACUUCACUCAAGUGAGUGACACAGCUCGAGACACUAUUAAUCAUAUCGAUAACUCCGAGAUUGGCAAGCAGCUCAACCUAAAAAUUUCAGAGAGCUUGGAGAAACUCAACAACUAUGUUACAGAGCUACAAAAGGUGGUAGCUCCUCUGUCAGAUGAAAUUCAAGAGCGAUUACAGAAAGACGGCUUGAAGCUUGAGAAGAAGAUUCAAGAGGACUUGGAAGAACUCAAAGUCAAAAUCCUUCUGUACACUGAUGACCUCCGUAACAGGGUCAACCAGAGUGUUGAGGAAUACCAGGUUAUGCUAGCACCCCUGGCCAGCAGUCUUAAGAAGCACGUUAUUCAGAAAGCUAAAAACCUCCACCCUUUAGCUCAGAAGGUCCAGGAGAAAAUCCAGACCAAUAUUCAGGACUUUCAAGUGAAUGUUGCACCGUUUACUGAAAAUGCUCGUGAAAUGCUCAAUCAACGUCUGGAGGAAUUCCACCAGAAAGCUUCUCCUUUGACCGAUGAACUGAGUGAAAAAUUCUAUCAAAACAUGGAGGUGGUGAGAGAGUCAUUCACUCCUCUGGCCCAGAACAUCCAGGAGCAUGUCACCCCAUAUGUUAAAGAUCUUAAAAGCAAGUUGACCUCACUGUGGGAAACAUUCCACCAAAACCUUAAUCAAGAACAGUAG
Molecule: messenger RNA, 789 nt
Organism: Carcharodon carcharias (great white shark)
Lineage: Eukaryota; Metazoa; Chordata; Chondrichthyes; Lamniformes; Lamnidae
Product: apolipoprotein A-I-like
Exons: 3
Coding region: 1-789 (262 amino acids)
Biological process (GO): lipoprotein metabolic process; lipid transport
Cellular component (GO): extracellular region
Molecular function (GO): lipid binding
Source: RefSeq, a predicted model, not a curated record